CUUAAACCCUUCCCGCUUCCACAAAUUGCGUUCCUUCAAAAUCUGUGAUCGAACCUCUCGAAUUUGAUUUGGAUAAAAAGGCUUUCCUUAAGAUUUGGGUAUGGAUUUGGAGGAAGAACAUGAUCAAGGAUACAACGAUGAUGAAGAAGAUAUAACCCAAGAGGAUGCUUGGACAGUUAUCAGUUCUUAUUUCGAAGAAAAAGGACUUGUUCGCCAACAACUUGAUUCAUUUGAUGAGUUUAUUCAGAAUUCCAUGCAAGAAAUUGUGGACGAAUCUGCAGAUAUCGAGAUCCGACGCGAAUCACAGCACAAUCCGGGGCACCGGCCUGAUUGUGCAGAGGUUCGUUUUGGAUCCUGUUUCUGUAUAUUGUUAAAGUUCCACAGAAGGAUUAAGAUUUCAGUUUCGGAGAAGAGAUUGUUCAAAUUGAUUGUUGAUUGAAAUUGAAAGUGGUAACCUAAGCUUGGCAUUCUUAAUUCUAGGGUUUUAACUCUAGUUUUGGUUUUGGAGGGAAAAUCAGUUUAAGCCUCUUGAAAUUGAUUGAUUCACGAAACUAUCUGAAUCUAACUGGAAAUUGUUCGACUGGAUGGAAUUCUAGAAUCAGAUCAUAAUAGUACUCAUACUCCUAGUUGAAUUAUCGAAAUGUAAGGAUCCUUUGCAAGACUCUAGCGGUGUCCGAGUAAGAACUUCUAAACUCCGAUCUGAAUUCAAUUGAACUAUUGUGAAGUAAGAACUUCUAAACUAUGAUCUGAAUUCAAUUGAACUAUUGUGAAACGAUACUUCUAAAUGAGCGGGAUUCACAUUCUAUACUAAACAAAACAACUGAAGUAUCAAAACAUUCUGCAUUUUCAAGGAAAUUGCACUUUGACUGAACGGAAAUGCAUACAUUCAUGUGAUGUAUUUGAAUAUUUGAUAUAUCCUUCU
This is a messenger RNA of Lactuca sativa (garden lettuce), 922 nucleotides long. NCBI's taxonomy places the organism in Eukaryota, Viridiplantae, Streptophyta, Magnoliopsida, Asterales, Asteraceae. The record is from RefSeq and is a predicted model, not a curated record.